GCUGGGAUAGUUUAGCCGGUGACAGCUCGGCACGGCUCCAGCGUGACGCAGGCCCUACGUGAGGCCCCGCCCCACCACGGGCGGAUGUGACGUCACGGCCCAGCGUCAUCGCCCUCCUCACCUCAGCCUCAACUGUAGUCCCCAGCCUCCGGCCCGAGAGCAAGGGCCAAUCCCACACCUUGGGACUUGCGGCAGUCGCGAAAGAGUCGCCUCAGAGGCGUGGGACGUGGCUUCUUCAAGGCUUCCGCCACGCUCGGGGGCCCGAUGCCAUGCCGCCAGGGGUCCUCUUACCGUACCACAUCGCCGGCCGGCUCUCUCCUCAUCAGCUGUUCCCGCCUGCUGCACCUUCAAAGCCACCAAUUGCAGUUCCCGCCGCCCUGGAGCCCCGCCCGGCGGAGCCAAAACUUUGGACUGUACCCUCGGCACAGGGGACCGUGUGGGGAGAGCGACGGAAGUGAAACUCUCCGAGUCCCCGCCUCACUCUUCUUAGCAGAGAAUAUUGUUUGAAUGCUUUAAUCCCAGCCACGAAGUCUGGCUCGUCGGUUCGACUUAAAGUUCAGGCUCUACCGCGCCUUCGCGGACUCGCUCGCUCUCCCCCUACAGCGCCAGAAAAUGGGCCUGUCCAGGCCGGAUGGCGCAUGCGCAUCGGGCGGCGAGCGGUGGGGGCUGGCCUCGCGGGGUCAGGCGUGGAGGGCGCGGAACCUUCGCCACCCGGAGCUGUUCGGGUUCCGGCGCCCUGGCCGCCGGCUUUUGGGUGCAGAGUCUUCGCCGGUGAAUACCGCUUCCGCUCUCCGGGUGUGGCCGCCAGUCGGCACAGCAUUCUGAAAUUUUUUGGUCAUUGCAAUGAUCUUGAUCGGGAGAUGAGAAAAUGCUUGAAGAAUGAGUACAUGGAAAAGAGGAACAAGAGCAGGGAGCGUGGCAAUGCAAUGCGAAAGAGACUUUUUAAUCCUCCAGAGGAAUCUGAAAAAUAGAUCAUACUUUCAUUGGAUGCCUUGGCUGAGAGAAGACCCAAAGACUCUUGGGUGGUAGUUGAAGGAAUCCCGUUGCAUUUGGUCUUCAGAAUCCUUUGAAUGGAAAGUGACCCAUGAGAAAUUGAGCCUUGGAGAAGUGUGGAAGCCCUGGAUCCGGAAUGUUGGUUGGGCAGAGCUGUUAGUACUCUCUCUACUCUUCCACCGCACCUGAGACUUCUAACGUGUUUGUUCCCUUUGCCUACAGCCCGUUGACAUUUGAGUAACUUAUCUCCCUCAAUAAAAUCAUUGAUUCUAAUCAUA
Messenger RNA from Delphinapterus leucas (beluga whale), 1271 nucleotides. RefSeq names its product C-X9-C motif containing 2 (gene CMC2). NCBI's taxonomy places the organism in Eukaryota, Metazoa, Chordata, Mammalia, Artiodactyla, Monodontidae. The record is from RefSeq and is a predicted model, not a curated record. Gene Ontology annotation, cellular component: mitochondrion.